AUGGAUUUGUUAGAAUAUUCAAUAAUGAACCAAAAAUCUUCGAAUUUCAAAUUUGAAAAGAUUUCAUUACCACCAAUUAAUAAAUUAACGGAGAAUAAUUUGCUUAACUUCAAUAAGAUUCAACCAAUAGAGCCAACUUAUACCCAUGGUUACACUUUUACUAACCCGGGUUAUACUAAUAGUAAUGGUUAUACUAAUAGCAACGGUUAUACUAAUAGUAACAUAAGUUUCGGUCAAGGUUACUCCAAUAGCAAAACUUCAUCAAUUUCAUCAGUUUCAUCACCUAAAACUCCUAAUAAAUCACCAAACCUUAAUGAUUUAAAAUCACAAACACCAUUACCUUCAUUGAUAUUACCUGAUUCUCAAAUGUUAUUUAAAGAAUCAAAAGUUAAUGAUUUGAAUGUUAAUAUUGUCAAUAUUAAUGACAAAGCUGAAAAGAAAAGAAGACAAAGGGCUGGGCCUUCCUGUGAUUCUUGUAGAUUAAGAAAAGUUAAAUGUAAUGCAGAAAUUGAAAUCUUAAAUGAAAUAAAAGAUCUUGCUACUUUAGAACAAGAUUUCAACAAAGAUGGAUAUAAAUUAAUCAGAUCAAAUAAUAAAAUAAUAAAAUUUAAAGGAUGUAAAAGUUGUAAUUGUAAAAAGUUAGAUUGUAAAUUUUCCAAAGGGUUCACUAAAGAAGAAAUAUUGACUAACAAAAAAAUUUCAAAAAUUAAUGACAAGAAAAAUGACGGAAGAAAGACCAGUUGUGAAAGCUGUAGAAAAAGAAAGAUCAAAUGUUUGAUGAAUGGUGAUAGUUGUGAAAAUUGUUCCAAGAAGGGUAAUAGUUGUAGUUUUAAUACUGGUUUAUAG
This is a messenger RNA of Yamadazyma jaroonii, 846 nucleotides long. Lineage: Eukaryota; Fungi; Ascomycota; Pichiomycetes; Serinales; Debaryomycetaceae. The record is from the annotation of a GenBank genome assembly.